This is a messenger RNA of Cydia amplana, 560 nucleotides long. Its product is annotated as zinc finger protein 809-like. Lineage: Eukaryota; Metazoa; Arthropoda; Insecta; Lepidoptera; Tortricidae. The record is from RefSeq and is a predicted model, not a curated record. The coding region runs from base 15 to 554 and encodes 179 amino acids. Gene Ontology annotation, molecular function: RNA polymerase II transcription regulatory region sequence-specific DNA binding; DNA-binding transcription factor activity, RNA polymerase II-specific. The transcript is spliced from 4 exons. Gene Ontology annotation, biological process: regulation of transcription by RNA polymerase II.
UUGAGAGCCCUGUUAUGUUUCUGGAAGAGGUGUCUCCAGGGCAGAUAGAGGUGGAAGUCGAGACGACCGAGACCUACCUGCCUGAUCCGUUAUUAGACCACAAUUAUAACUUAACUGAACUGAGGCCUCUAUCCAAAAUACCAAACAACGUCAAAAUACGGGGGCUGAAAGCGGUGUACCACUGCAGCAUAUGCGGCUACGCAACGCUAAAGAAGGAUGCAAUGCAGGCUCACUCGCUCACACACAAGAAGCCGGAGCGGCCGGCACCGAAGACACGGUAUGUGCCGUGCCCGUGCUGUAACGUUAAAGAGAAGUUUGAGAAGUGUCCGGAGUGUAGUUAUUACACAAAGAGGAAAUCGAGUUUGAAGAUACACAUGAGCAUGCAUAAGAAGGGAAAACCUUACAAGUGCACGGAGUGUGACCACCGUGUGGAAACUCUGAAGGAAUUGAUACAACACUUCAAAACCAGGUGUCACCUAUGCAACUGCUCGAAGAAGGGGAAGGGCGGCCUGGUGUCUCACUCGAUUAAAUGUAGCAUGAAAUUAAAUACGUGAUUUAUA